Messenger RNA from Penicillium malachiteum, 1455 nucleotides. RefSeq lists its product as uncharacterized. Gene Ontology annotation, biological process: long-chain fatty-acyl-CoA metabolic process. The transcript is spliced from 2 exons. The record is from RefSeq and is a predicted model, not a curated record. Gene Ontology annotation, molecular function: alcohol-forming very long-chain fatty acyl-CoA reductase (NADP+) activity. Bases 1 to 1455 code for a protein of 484 amino acids. Gene Ontology annotation, cellular component: peroxisome. NCBI's taxonomy places the organism in Eukaryota, Fungi, Ascomycota, Eurotiomycetes, Eurotiales, Aspergillaceae.
AUGUGGGAAUAUUAUCGGGGCAAAUCCAUAUUUCUCACUGGUGGCACAGGCACUUUGGGAACAGCAAUCUUAUGCAGACUGCUCAACCAAGCGGCGCCAAAACGGGUCUUUAUCCUGUGUCGUGGAGGUCUAGAAAAUGCAUACGCAAAAUGGCAGAAACUACUUCCGGAUGCUAUGGCCACCGCACUGUCCCAGAGCUCUUGCGUGACAUUUUUGAGCGGUGAUAUCACCCUCAAGCAGAUGGGAUUACAUGAGUCUGACUGGCGGACUCUCAAAAAAUCCGUGCAGGUUAUUAUACACGCCGCAUCAUCGAUCAGUCUCACAUGUCCAUUGCCGAAACUGGCAACUUCAAUUAUCGCACCCAGUCUUUCAUUGGCCGAAAUCGCGAUGGAGUUUGCAGACCUGCAGCAUUUUGUGUAUAUCUCGACCGCAUACGUCAAUGCUCACCUAUGGAAAACCACCGAUCGCUGUGAUGUCCCCGUCAAAGAGUGUAUUUACUCACUUGGCCCUUAUCAAGAGAUCUAUGAUCCACACAACUUGGAUGAGUGGGCAGGCUUUGGUCCACAGACAGAACACGAAUGGAGAAGUGUUUUGGAUACCGGUACAAGCAUCGAAUUCGACUAUAAUGACUUUCCUUGGCCUUACGCCUAUGCGAAACACCUCACGGAGCGCCUGCUCAUCAACACCUUUAUGCAAAACGAGGCAACUGAAAAGCUAUUGAUCGUAAGACCUUCUUGCCUGGGCCCCGCAACUAGUCAGCCUUACCCUGGGUACUCCAGCCUUUCAACUUCAUCCACAGGGCUAGCUGCCUCCAUUAUGUUAUAUGCGGGGAACACCAUGAAACUUCCCACCCGAAGUGCAGACCCCGAAAAUGAAGUCACUAUGGAUGAGAUCCCUGUGGAUGUGGUAGUGGAUCGAAUACUAUCGCAUACUGCCAAGGGUACAUUUGGAUGCGUUCAUGCAGUCGCUGGUAAACGGGCACGCUUGGCAUUCAAUGACUGGUGGCCGGCUGUCAUGAAAGAGCGUCGACUACCAUGGCUUGUGAAGCCCGAAUGGCUUCCACUAGACUGGCACUCGCCAAAACUUCAUUCCGUUGCCAAGUUCUAUGUCAUUCUGGGAACGUCUUUUGCUUUCGAGGACGAUCAAGUUUCCAGACUACUCGCCAAGUUGAAUGCACACGAAAAGCUUCAUUUAAAGUUGUUCGUGGACGAAACAGGUGAAACGAACCCUUAUGACUUGAAGCCGCGGAGGCAUCGAAUUCGUCAGAUGGGAAUGAAAAUCGCAAGAAAGAGACAUUUACCGGGAUGUUUUGUCAAACUUUGUUGUCGUUCAGGAACAUUGAGCAACCAGGCUCUCGCGCAGAAGGCUCAGAGCAGUAUGCACGAUUAUGGAAGCACAUUAGGACUUGGGGUUGUUUCAAAAGAAACGGAAGGGGAAAUGGUCCGUGUAAAAUAG